AUGGCUGGAAUUAUUCGUUCUUUGGCUGCUUCACGAAAUGUUACAAUUCUACUGAGCAAACAGACUGUGGAUUUAACAACUCUGCGAUAUGCUAGCGCAAAUCGCGUAAAACGCAUUAAGAAACCAGAGAUCACUGAUCGUGAUGCGAAUCAGGCCAAAUCUGAAGCAAUGCGAGCAGAAAUAGAGGAACAGAGAGUACUUUAUGAAGGGAAACGAUUCGAAUCCGUGGCUCAAUCACUUUCUGCAAAAGGUUAUCUUAGAGCAACAAAACCGUAUACACCUCCCGAAAAUGCAGCUGCACUAGUGGUCAAACUAGCGAAGGAAAAUGGUAUCAAUGAUCCUAAACAGCAAUUCAGUGGAAAAGAGCAAAAAUUUGCUUUUCUUUCCGCAUGCGAGAAUUCCUUCUCUCAUAGGGUUCCAAAUUCUAUGCUGCAUGAACUACAUACCAUUGAGGAUGCUGUAGUAUUUUAUCAAACGCCAGUCGAUACCAGAUUGCCAUUGGACGCGAUUCAAUCUAUGGAUUUGCCCGAAAAUUUGCACAUUCAACAUGAAUACGUUCGCUUCCAUCCAGAAACGGACACGAUGUUUGGUGGAAAAUCGGCAUUCCCCAAGAGCUCUACGGUAGUGACAGGAUUAAAAUACAAACAAAAAUAUCGUGGCCAUGAAGCAAAGAAAUCCUGGCCCUAGUGGCAGGGGGAUUGUGCACGUGUUUUAGUAUAUUUAAUAAAUUAGCUAAAAAAU
This is a messenger RNA of Anopheles nili, 741 nucleotides long. RefSeq names its product 39S ribosomal protein L50, mitochondrial (gene mRpL50). Gene Ontology annotation, cellular component: mitochondrion; mitochondrial large ribosomal subunit. Bases 1 to 687 code for a protein of 228 amino acids. NCBI's taxonomy places the organism in Eukaryota, Metazoa, Arthropoda, Insecta, Diptera, Culicidae. The transcript is spliced from 4 exons. The record is from RefSeq and is a predicted model, not a curated record.